CAGUUGGCAGCACAGCUGGCAACAGUGUAAUUGUGAAUGUGAGAGCCGAUUAGACGAAGAUUAAAGUGAUGUGAUUAAAAUAGAAAAUGAAGAUAUCUGAAGUUCUUUAUUGAUUACAAAAGUGAAAUACGGUUGAACUAUAACUAAUCUUUAUGAAAUGCAGGGCCAACAGGUCGUAGUAAAUACCCAAAAUCAAAUAAAUUCAUCAAAUAAGGGACUAGCACUUGGAAGCCAGGUGAUACUCAAGAUGAACGAUUCUCUCCCGGUGUCCUCUGUUGGAUUACUAGAGCUUGCUCAUCGUGAAUACCAAGCAGGGGAUUACGAAAAUGCGGAAAGACAUUGUAUGCAGUUGUGGAGACAGGAUCAAACAAAUACAGGAGUUUUACUGUUAUUAUCCAGUAUACAUUUUCAAUGUAGAAGGUUGGACAAAUCCGCCCAGUUUAGUACUUUAGCUAUAAAGCAGAAUCCCCUCCUAGCAGAGGCUUAUAGUAACCUUGGAAAUGUAUAUAAAGAAAGAGGGCAGCUUCAAGAAGCUUUGGAAAAUUACAGACAUGCCGUAAGGCUAAAACCCGACUUCAUCGAUGGUUACAUCAAUCUGGCAGCUGCGUUAGUAGCUGCUGGCGACAUGGAACAAGCUGUACAAGCAUACAUCACUGCUUUGCAGUACAAACCAGAUCUCUACUGUGUUCGUAGUGAUUUGGGAAAUCUUCUAAAAGCUUUAGGUCGUUUAGACGAAGCAAAAGCGUGUUACUUAAAAGCUAUCGAAACGAGACCGGAUUUCGCCGUGGCCUGGAGUAAUCUGGGUUGCGUCUUUAACGCACAAGGCGAAAUAUGGUUAGCGAUUCACCACUUCGAGAAAGCCGUCGGCUUGGAUCCGAAUUUUUUGGACGCCUAUAUCAAUCUUGGGAAUGUGCUCAAGGAGGCGAGAAUCUUCGAUCGAGCGGUAGCGGCUUAUCUCAGAGCCCUAAAUCUCUCGCCCAACAAUGCCGUCGUUCACGGAAAUCUGGCUUGUGUCUACUACGAACAAGGGCUCAUCGAUUUGGCCAUUGACACUUACAGAAGAGCCAUCGAACUCCAGCCAAACUUUCCGGACGCUUACUGUAACUUAGCAAAUGCCUUGAAAGAGAAAGGCCAAGUUUCCGAAGCUGAAGAAUGCUACAAUACGGCGCUACGUCUCUGUCCCACACAUGCCGAUUCUCUCAACAAUUUGGCCAACAUAAAGAGAGAACAAGGCUACAUAGAAGAAGCCACCAGAUUAUAUCUAAAGGCCCUAGAAGUUUUUCCUGAAUUCGCAGCCGCUCACAGCAAUCUUGCAUCCGUUUUACAACAACAAGGAAAAUUGAAUGAAGCCCUCAUGCAUUACAAGGAAGCAAUCAGAAUUCAACCUACCUUUGCUGAUGCAUAUUCCAACAUGGGUAACACUUUAAAAGAAAUGCAAGACGUUUCAGGAGCCCUCCAGUGCUACACUCGAGCAAUUCAAAUCAAUCCCGCCUUCGCGGACGCUCACAGUAAUCUAGCAAGUAUUCAUAAAGAUUCCGGUAACAUUCCAGAAGCCAUACAAUCAUAUAGAACGGCUCUUAAACUAAAACCCGAUUUUCCAGACGCCUAUUGCAAUUUAGCUCACUGUUUACAAAUAGUUUGUGAUUGGACAGAUUAUGAUUCUCGAAUGAAAAAGUUGGUAAACAUCGUCGCCGAUCAGUUGGAAAAGAAUCGUCUGCCUUCCGUGCAUCCGCAUCAUUCCAUGCUGUAUCCGUUGUCGCACGAGUUCCGCAAGGCCAUCGCAGCGAGACACGCGAAUUUGUGCUUGGAGAAAAUUAACGUACUGCAUAAGUUUCCUUACAAAUUUAUCCCAGAAUGUAAAGGAAGGUUGAGAAUCGGUUACGUAAGCAGCGAUUUCGGAAAUCAUCCGACUUCUCAUCUGAUGCAGUCCGUACCCGGUAUGCACGAUAAGAUACAAGUGGAGGUGUUCUGUUACGCUCUCAGCCAAGACGACGGUACAGCUUUCAGAAGCAAAAUAUCCAGAGAAUCCGAACAUUUCAUCGAUUUAUCGAAUAUACCGUGCAACGGCAAAGCCGCCGACAGAAUCUAUUCUGACAACAUUCACAUUUUGGUAAAUAUGAAUGGUUACACAAAAGGCGCUAGAAAUGAAAUAUUUGCUUUGAGACCGGCACCGAUCCAAGUCAUGUGGUUGGGAUAUCCCGGCACGAGCGGCGCCAGCUUCAUGGAUUAUUUGAUAACCGACGCUAUAACGUCACCAAUUGAAGUCGCUAGCCAGUACAGCGAAAAAUUGGCCUACAUGCCGUACACGUACUUCGUCGGCGAUCACAAACAAAUGUUCCCGCAUCUGAAAGAACGGUUAAUCGUCAGCGAUAAGACCGGUAAUUUAGCCGAUAACGUGGCAAUCAUCAACGCUACAGAUCUGUCACCAUUGGUCGAAAAUACCGACGUUAAAGAGAUAAAAGAAAUCAUUAAAGCUGCCAAACCCGUAGAAAUAAGUCUUAAAGUGGCCGAACUACCUUGUACAACGCCAAUCGAAAACAUGAUAGCUUCCGGUCAAAUUCAAACGUCGCUCAACGGAGUAGUGGUCCAAAAUGGUUUGGCCACAACACAAACCAACAACAAAGCCGCUACCGGCGAAGAAGUACCACAGAAUAUUGUAAUAACGACCAGACAACAAUACGGGCUACCUGAUGACGCGAUUGUUUACUGUAAUUUCAAUCAGUUGUACAAAAUCGAUCCAGUGACUUUACACAUGUGGGUGAACAUCUUGAAAGCCGUACCGAACGCAGUUUUGUGGUUGUUGCGCUUCCCGGCCGUGGGUGAACAGAAUCUGUUGAAUACUGCUCAGCAUCUGGGUUUGCCGACCGAGAAAAUCAUAUUCAGCAAUGUAGCCGCUAAGGAGGAACACGUCAGAAGGGGACAGCUGGCCGACGUCUGUUUGGACACGCCUUUGUGUAACGGACACACAACUAGCAUGGACGUUUUGUGGACCGGAACUCCGGUCGUUACGCUGCCCGGAGAAACGUUGGCUUCGAGAGUGGCGGCCAGUCAAUUGAAUACUUUGGGUGUUCAGGAGUUGAUUGCCAGGUCGAGGCAGGAAUAUCAAGAAAUUGCUAUCAAAUUAGGAACGGAUAAGGAAUACUUAAAAGCGAUGAGGCAUAAGGUAUGGACAGCCAGGACGAAUUCGCCUUUGUUUGAUUGUAAAAUAUACGCACAAGGUUUAGAGUUACUUUACUUUAAAAUGUGGGACCGUUUCGCGGCAGGACUCAAGCCCGAUCACAUCACUGAUACCACUGCUAAGAAAUAAUCCAAAAAAAAAUUCUCCAAUUUCGAUACGAAUAUUCAUUUAAAGAGAUGUUAGUAUUUAAAGAAGAAUGUUUCCAUGAAGUUUGUAUAUUUAGAUUAUUGAGUUGAGUUUUUUUCUCAAUCUUACAGGUGAUUUUUGAAAUAGUGACAAAUAUUUUUGCCAUUUAUAUGCUUGAUAAUUGUGUACAGUUUUCUGCUUUAGAAUAAUAUGACUAUGUAAUUAAAUU
Psylliodes chrysocephalus is the source of this 3533-nucleotide messenger RNA. The record is from the annotation of a GenBank genome assembly. Lineage: Eukaryota; Metazoa; Arthropoda; Insecta; Coleoptera; Chrysomelidae.